AUGGGUAAAAACAAGAAGAAAAAUGGAAAGAAGACCAAACAGAUUGCUGCAACCGCAGGCCAUUCGACGGCUAAGGAAGAAUCAAAAGAACAGGUAGACGUGAGUGCCACUAGCCACUUAGAGGGCAUUUCACGGGACAACGUACCUGUUGUACAAGAUAUAGAUCAAGUAGAAAAGUUAGAAAGUGGUCUAGAGGGGAAUUCUCAAAUAGAAAAUGGCAACAGGACAGAGGACGGACCCUCGAAUGAUCUGAACAACUCAGAAAUGCAUAAAACUCAGCAGGAAAUUGUGAAGUUGAGGUUGGAACUGGAUGAAGAGAAAAAGGCAAAUCAGAAAAUCGAGACAUUGAGGCUUGAAUUGGAGAAAGAGAAGAAGAACAAAGAAGAUAUCGCGAAAUUGAAGCUUGAAUUGGAAGAAGAGAAAAAGGCAAAUCAGAAAAUCGAGACAUUGAGGCUUGAAUUGGAGAAAGAGAAGAAGAAUAAAGAAGAUAUCGCGAAAUUGAAGCUUGAAUUGGAAGAAGAGAAAAAGGCAAAUCAGAAAAUCGAGACAUUGAGGCUUGAAUUGGAGAAGGAGAAGAAGAACAAAGAAGAUAUCGAAACAUUGAGGCAUGAACUGGAGAAGGAGAAGAAGGCCAGAAAAGAAAUGGAAAAAUUGACUUCUAGUCAUGACGAGCACAACAAAGACGAUUUAAGCAAGGAGCUAGAAGAAAUCAAGAGCGAACGAGAUGAACUAGAGACUCAGUAUAACAACUUGCUAAACAGAAUUUCCUCAAUGAAGACUGUUUUCAGUAAAAUGAAAGAAUCACAAGAUGAAUUGAAUAUGGUGAAGGAGCAGUUGGAGGAAUCCGAAUCUCAAAAUGUUCGAUUAAAGAGCAAACUAGACACUUUAAAUAAGGAGAAAAAUGAGAUACAGAAGGCUGUGGUAACAUUAAGCAAAGAAUUUUCUGACCUGGAUAAAGAACAUAGCGCUUUACAAGACCAAUGUAACGAACAUAGAGAAGAGAUAGAAUCAUUGUAUUCUAAAUUAGAAAGCUCCUCUAACGAGAUAUCAAAUGAGUUGAAUUCUAGUCGCGAAGAAAAUGCACAAUUGAAGUCACAAAUCGAGGAAUUGAUGAUUGUACUUGAGAACAGUAAACAAGAUAUAACGCUUCUCAAAGAAGCAAAAGAUGACCUGGAGUUAAAUUUGGAGAAUAUUUUAAAGGAAAAAUACAAAAUGCAGAACACUUUGAAGGAGCUUGAGUCAGAAUUAGAGCAAUCUUUGACACAAUACCAAGAGGAGACGAAAGAACGUACACUGGAGAUAAAAUCCCUAAGGGCCCAGCUGGAUAGUAGUGUAGAAUCCUUUAAAGAAUCCUCAAAAAUCAUUGAAACUCUAACGCAGAAAAUCGAAUCAAUGAAAGAGGAUGUAUCACUCAAAGCAAAACUCGAGAAAGAAUGCAAAGAUCGCGUUUUACAAAUAGGGAAGUUACGACAUGAGGCGAUUAUUCUCAACGAACAUUUAACGAAAGCUCUUUCCAUGCUCAAACAAUCCAGUGACUCCGAAUCUGUUGAUAAGGAGCUGAUUUCCAACCUCCUAAUAUCUUUUGUUGCAAUUCCCAGAGCAGAUCCCAGAAAAUUUGAAGUUCUUGAACUCAUUUCUAGUUUCUUGAACUGGGACGAUGACAAAAAAAGACAAGCUGGACUCAUCUAUAGCAGCGACAACAAUCACAAGUCUUCUGGCUCCAGCACUGAGAAUUUUGUUUCUAUGUGGACCGAUUUCCUUGAGAAAGAGAGUGAAGCCAAAUAG
Messenger RNA from Zygotorulaspora mrakii, 1785 nucleotides. RefSeq names its product Rud3p (gene RUD3). Gene Ontology annotation, molecular function: small GTPase binding. NCBI's taxonomy places the organism in Eukaryota, Fungi, Ascomycota, Saccharomycetes, Saccharomycetales, Saccharomycetaceae. Bases 1 to 1785 code for a protein of 594 amino acids. The record is from RefSeq and is a predicted model, not a curated record. Gene Ontology annotation, cellular component: Golgi apparatus. Gene Ontology annotation, biological process: endoplasmic reticulum to Golgi vesicle-mediated transport; Golgi organization. The transcript has a single exon.